UCCUCCUUAAAACUAGUGACCUAGUUUAUUUUGUAAUACCAUUUUUACAAGAAAACUACAAAAUGCGGAAGGGGAAUGUUUGAAUUUCGUAUGGUUCCGUGACAACGCUAGGGCAGGGCCAGUGAAGAAAUGUGCUGAUAAUGCCAUUUAUUAGUUUUAUCAGAAUUGGUUUCCUUCUAGAAUCGCCUUUAUUCUUUAAUCUGACAUGCUAAUUAUAGAAUGCUUAAGUAUUUUUGAUGGAUUCUUCUAUUCAGAAAGUGGCCUGGUAUUUCCUUGAAACAACCCAAAGAAACAACAACCAAAUAUUUUCAGAAGGAAGUUUUAUUUUUGUGUUGCUGGUUGUAAUCUGAAAGGAAAGCAUCGUUUAUGGUAUAUCAUUUGCUGACCAGCAAUCUUCAUUAUCUAGAAGCCUAUUUAAGAAACCUAUUCAAAUUAAUUUGUUUGUUCCUGGAAUAGAUAAUCAAGGGUAUUAAUUAUUAAUACUUUACUCCUUGUUUUGUUUCAUCUUAUGGACGGAUUAUUGCAAAUUUUCAAAUCAUUUCAUUCAUCUGUUAGUUACCAAAUCAUUCCUUUUAUUUUUUAAUGAGCAUUUAAAAAUUUACCUUUUAAAAUUCGCAAUAUAUUUCACACUAUUUUUGUUUUUACAUUGAAUUACGCUCUUAUAAACAUAAAACAAUGAACCAAAAAGAAAAUAUUUAAGUGUAAGAAAAGGUAUAUUAUAUUAUUACUGAUUGAAAAAAUUUGUUAAGUUUGAAGAAAUGGUAAGAUUAUAUAUUUUUUUAUUCAGGUAGUCAGAUUUUUCUGGCAGAUAAAUACUGGAUAAUUCUCUUAAUGAAAAAAAUAUAAGAAAUUCGUAUUUAAUCUUAUGAAGCUGAGGCUGAAAAAAGAAUAAACGGAAUGGUUACUUGACAAAUUGGAGAAAUUUUAAGAUUUCUAAACAUGAUUUUUAUGACCGACAACGCAUAAAUAAAUUUGAAUUUUAUUAAUUAUGGCCAUAAAUACAGAUUGAAAUGCAAUUUUAAUCAGAAGGAAAAGAUAAUAAACGAUUGUUUAUUUGUUUAUUUUAUUUAUUAUUAUUAUUGCGCAGUAGUACAUUAAGCAUUAUGAUAAGGAUAUAUAUAAUCAAUCAGAAUGCACAUUAAAAGCCAUUUAGUUUGAUAUGAAGUAAUAAUAAAACAAUGUAAAUAGAUUAAUAUAAUGAAUUGUUUUGUAAAGAUCCUCUCUAUAAUUUUGAAAAUUCAUUUACCAUUUUAAUUACUUAUCAAAAAUCAGCAAUUUUAAGAGAUUAAUCAAUGAAUAUUAAUUUAGGAAUAAAAUUAAUUACGAUUAAUUAAGAAUAUAUUUGUCUUUAUAUCUGCAACAUUCUGUUUCUCCACCAAAUGCAUUAAUUGAAACAAAUAAUCAUAAUAUGUAAACAGUUAGUGGCGAACUUUUUCUACUCGACAGCUGCCAAGCUACUCUGGCUCGCGGGGCUACAGGUGUUUAUAAAAAGAAGUUAUUAGCAUACAUAUUAAAUAAAUAAAUUUAUAAUAAUAUACAAAUUAUACGAAUGAUCAAAUAAUAGCUUAUUAUUAUCACUCAGUCGGGUACAAUUGAGCAGGUUUAUACUUGUUUUAUUAUGUACAUUAGUUGUAACUGUAUUUACAUUCACCGAGUGUCUGUUUUAAUAAAAGUGUGUAAAAAUGUAAAUACCACUCAAUCAUGAGUCAUAAUAAAUAAAAUCACAUUAUUUUUCACAAAAUUUCUAAAAUAAAAGUUUGACAAAAUAAAUCCUUACAAGCUGUUAAAAAAGGGUUGAAAUGUGAAAAUAAAUAGACAGUUUUAUUAAAAGAAGAGUUUUUUAUGUUCUGCCUAGGGCCGUAAAAUAUUUAAAACAAUUCAUAGCACAAUGAAAUAAUUAAGUAAAAGUUAAUAAUUGGUCUAGUGCCGCAAUCCUUUUAUUGCUCAUUAAAAGGUUAAUGACAGUAAGUAGUAAUUUUUAUUACUGAUUAGUUAGUUAGUAUUUUUUUUAAUAGUGGGAUUCUAAAAAUAAAAAGGCCCGUUUUUAGAAUCAAAAUAGCCUUUUUUUUUUGUACACAAUUGUGAACACGCGUUCCAUCGUCUCCAAACACACCACCCUCCACAUGACGUCAUGUCACCCCUCCUGUCCAAUUUCCGGGAUGGGGCGAUCCCCUUCCCUGGAUGUCCCCCCUCCCAAAAAUCCCGGUCGUUUGAUUCUUUAAAACAUAACGGUAGAUGGCGGCAUUAGGUCGGCCGGCGUCAUUAAAAGCGCAGCCCACUUUCCCAGCAGCGAGAAGCAAAAAAAGAAAAAAGGUUUCCUGGGUAAUCUAUUCGAAGCGGCGGAAACGGCGAGUCAUUGGCUAGCGAGGCGAGUUGACUCUCCGUGAUUGGUGUUGCCGUGUUUACAGGCCUCGCUGUCUGCUUUUCCACGAUCAUCGCAGGAGGAAAACCCCAUUACAACUCUUCUCCUUACGGUCACCGGAAUUACGAUGUAAAAAUGACUUCAAAUUUCAUGGAGGGUGUCCUGGGGAGUAAAUUUCCCCCCGAUCCGAACACCACCCCGUACGGACAGCACAGGAUGUAUCCUUACGUUUCUCUAUCCCCGCAGAACAGCAUGUCCGUGUCGGGCAACCUCUACUACACUUCCAACGCAGACUUCGCCAAGUCCUGCCGAUACAACAGCGGACAGGCCAACGGGCUCGAGGGCCCUGGCUAUUCCUUCGGCCUCCAGAAUGCAGGGCCGGGGCCCACGCCGACCAUGAUGACCCCAUCGCAGUUUUUCUCUCACCCUGCGUCCACGGACCUUGGAUCGUCCAUCACCACCUGCAACCAGCUGGGCAUGAGGCAGCUGGAUCCGAUCCCAGACGUGCCCAGGUAUCCAUGGAUGUCCAUAGCCGCCCUGAACUUUGCAGGACCGAACGGUUGUCCCCGUAGGCGAGGCCGCCAGACCUACACGCGAUUCCAGACCCUCGAACUCGAGAAGGAAUUCCACUUCAACCACUACCUGACGCGCCGGAGGCGGAUUGAGAUUGCGCAUGCGCUCUGUCUCACCGAACGUCAGAUCAAGAUCUGGUUCCAGAACCGGAGGAUGAAGCUCAAGAAAGAGAUGAGGGCGGUUAAAGAGAUCAACGAGCAGGCGCGAAUGGAGUCCUCGAAAGUCAAAGAAGAGGACAAGGAGAAGAAUGGGGUGGACAAGAGAGAGGACAGGAAGACGGAACACCCCAUCAUCACUUCACCCACCUCGCUCAUCCUGGAGGACAAAAUAAGAAACCCUCCAAAACCCUAACCCAACCUCUGACAUGGAUGGCCAGUCUUCUAUACUCAGAGUUCUGGUGCUGUCCACCUUGCUUUCUGCCAUAGGCCAUCGUUUCAAGUCGGUGUCAAUUAUACGUAUUUAACAACUAAACCAUAGCUCACCGUUGCGAUGAUAUACGUAAGAACUACUUAAUAAAAAAAAUAAUAAAUGACCAUUUACCGUAAAGUAUUAGUCGAACAUUCUUCAAGGGCUAAGUUUGAUACAUAUGAAAGUUAUUGGCUGGAGGACGAGCGACUACGGUUUAUUUAUUUCAGAUUAUCUAACUGAUCAAGAAGUGUGUGACCCUUUUAAGACCAACGAGGGCAUUUCUUUUUCUUUCGUGUAAUGAGAUUCUACUGCAGUUACCAGCAGGGGGUCUCCAUUCUUUUUUUGUUCAUAUAGUAUUUAUUUUCAAAGGCAUAUUUCAUCGAGGUUUCAACAGUAUUUUCGCGGAGACCACCGAGAAAGAACUAAAAAAUAUAUAUAAAGAGAAAAAGACAUCCACUUUUUUCUACAUUUUUGUUUCACCCAGAAUAAGUAUCGCUACUAUCCUGAAGGCGAACUUCUAGUCUGCUCAGGAAGACUUUAACUUAUGAAUGUGUUGUGGAAGAUCUGCAGUUAUGGCCGACGAAUCUCUAAUUUGUGUUUGACAGUACUUUAUCUCACUAUCUUUUUUUUUAGUGAUUGAUUUUGUUCUAUGUUUUGAACGAACUUGUUAUUGACCUUUUUGUUGUUUUUACAGCCCACGAACAAUGUUUUACUCAGUACUUAAGUUUGAAACUAUUUCCAUUGUUAAGACACAAGUUUUUUUUUUUAUUAGUGUCCUUAAACUAUUCUUUUCUUAAGGUCUGAUAUUUGGACUAGGAGAAAAAAAAAGAAUGUGUGUUAGAAAAAUGAUACAUACGUAUUUCGAAAAGUGAAGAGUUGCAGUAUUUUAAAAACAGUGUGUUUUUGGUGUACUAUAUUCGAUGAUAUACGUAACUAUGAAAUAUGAUAACUGUGAAAGUUAUGUAUUUUCUGAUGAACUUGUAGGAACGGGUAUCCAAAAUUUUCUUCAGUCAAAACAGAUUUAAAAUAUCUCUACAGGACUAUAUGGUCUUCCUACUAAUAUAGAUUAAACAUUCAGAAAAAUAACAAAGACUUUAUUAUUAUUUAAAGACAAAAGAAAAUAUUUGUCUUCAUUUAGUGUAAUGUUUCAAGCUGGGCCCACAGUAAAGAAUUUCCAUGCAUCUCUGUUCGUUAGUAAAGUCUAAACAAAGAAAACCUUUUCACUUUUUUACAUUUUUACCCAAAACGAUAACCUGUGACUUUAAAUAAUCAAUGAUUAAAUAUUUCUGAAAAAAUUUAAUGCAUUCUUUGCCAUUAACUGCAUUCUAAAAUGCCAGUAACUAUUCUUAAAAGGCUUAUACUGUGUUUUUACAGUUUUUAAUAACUUUCAGUGUAUCUUAACAAAAAAAGUGCACUACAACCAUAUAUUAAUUUCAGUUAUAAAGAUGAACGAGCAGUGAAAAGGUUUAUUUUCAUUAAUCUGCAUGUUUUAAAUGUCUCUUAAGUGUUUUGUAUGUUAUAGUGAAUAAAUGAAAAACCCACAAAAGCUCUUCUUAUCGCAAAAAUUUUGAGAAAGCUUCCUAGAUUGCAAAUGUGAGUAGUUUUUCAUAAAACACUUCACAAAAUGCAAAGAAAAAAAAACGCUGAUUUUAAUUGUAAAAAAAAAUUCUGAUAUUACUAAUUCUGAUAUUUUAAU
Argiope bruennichi is the source of this 5039-nucleotide messenger RNA. RefSeq names its product homeobox protein abdominal-A homolog. Gene Ontology annotation, biological process: negative regulation of transcription by RNA polymerase II; anterior/posterior pattern specification. Lineage: Eukaryota; Metazoa; Arthropoda; Arachnida; Araneae; Araneidae. The transcript has 4 exons. Gene Ontology annotation, molecular function: RNA polymerase II cis-regulatory region sequence-specific DNA binding; DNA-binding transcription factor activity, RNA polymerase II-specific. The record is from RefSeq and is a predicted model, not a curated record. Bases 2498 to 3286 code for a protein of 262 amino acids. Gene Ontology annotation, cellular component: nucleus.